Molecule: messenger RNA, 1530 nt
Organism: Thermothelomyces thermophilus ATCC 42464
Lineage: Eukaryota; Fungi; Ascomycota; Sordariomycetes; Sordariales; Chaetomiaceae
Exons: 4
Coding region: 129-1253 (374 amino acids)
Source: RefSeq, a predicted model, not a curated record
AUCUCAUCUCGCAUGCCUUCAUAUAGUUACUUUUUUUUUUUUUUUUUGGCCGAAAAGCAAAGCACCAUUUGCACAACUUCAUGACCCGUCUCUCAGAUAUUUAAAUUUCUUUCCCAACACCAUCAGCAAUGAGUACGAGCAGUUUACCCGCCGUUAAGCGACAGCAUCUCCUCGCUGAAUUCGCCGGUCUCAAACACGCCUGUCCCCAUGGCAUCUUUGUCAGUCUCACACCAGGCGACCCAACUCUCUGGUCGGGCGUCAUGUUUGUGCGCAAAGGCCCCUACGCCCCCGCCAUCCUGCGCUUCCACAUCUCCUUCCCGGACGCCUACCCGGCGCUCCCGCCGCUCGUCACCUUCUCUACCGACAUGUUCCACCCCCUCAUCACGCCGCUGACCACGUACAUGUACUCGACCGACGUGCAGGACGGCGGCACGGCAAGCGCCAACGACGACGAGCGGCUGCCCCCCGGUGGCUUCAGUCUGAGGCAUGGGUUUCCCGGCUGGUUCGGGCGCGGGAGGAGGGCUGCUGCGGCCGCGGCCAUAGCCGUAGCUGCCAAGGCUGCUUCUAGUAGUGGUGGUGGCGGUGAUGGUGGUGGUGAUUCGACGGGGGGCUCGGGAGCGAAGACGGAGGGCAACCGGGACGCGGUGGCGGUAACGCCCAUGAGGCCCGUGGCUACGGCCACCGGGACCACGCCCGCGUCAGCCGUGUCGGCCGCCGCGUCCUCGGUUUCGGCGCCCGGCAGCUAUGCGCGGACGGGGACGGGCAGCACCAAGGAGGUGUCGACGUACGAGGUGCUGCGGUACAUCCGGAGCACGUUUGACGACGAGGACGUGCUCGACUCGAUCCCGCUCGAGGCCGCGGGGAACCCGGGCGCGUGGCAUGCUUGGCGGACGCACCGGCGGCACGUCGCGGCGAAGGGGCCGUCGGGAGCAGGCGAGAUUCCCGGGCGGGAAGGCGGAGCGCAGGCGGACAAGGGUCCGGCUCCCUCGCCGGUGGCUGCAACAGGCGCUGCUGCUUCUGCUGCUGCUGCGGUGGCGGCGGCGGCGGCGGCGACGAAACGUCCCGACGAGUGGAACUGGGAAGGGGUCUGGGAAGAACGAGUAAAGAGGAAUAUCGCGUCCAGCUUGUCCGAGGGGGUGUUGUAUGGACAUGCCGGGGCGCCGGAUGAAGUGAUUAACUUCCUGAACAUGGACGAAGCCGAGGUCGAAGGGGCGAAGUCCAAUCUGCUCCGGACGCUUGGCGCGGCAGCAUAGUGUUAUUGUGCAAGAGCGGAGUGCCCCAAGCGACUUUCCCUCUCUGUGGCUACAGAACGGGACAGUGAUCGCGAAACUGGCUCGGCAGGCACGCUUUCAGAGAGUGGAACGUGAGAAAUUUAGGAAGGAGGAGGCAAUCCGUAUGCUUCUGCUGUCGACUUUUUGCUCCAUUUACCAACACGCAUCUGCGCAUCUACGCACUCCCAUAUCGCAUCCUUUGUUCACAUGAUUACGGCAGAAGAUACCGCUCGGUAGGACACACAGAGUGCCAUCCCAG